Messenger RNA from Miscanthus lutarioriparius, 354 nucleotides. Lineage: Eukaryota; Viridiplantae; Streptophyta; Magnoliopsida; Poales; Poaceae. The record is from the annotation of a GenBank genome assembly.
AUGGGCGACGCGCAGGCUCCCGGAGGCUACUUCGUCGGCCGUCCGGCCAACUACGAGGAGAAACCGCAAGAUGCUGCCGAUGCACAGAACAGAGGGAGCACUCCUCCUGGGGACUACUACGUUGGCCACCCAGUCACGUACACGGCGCCGGGAACGAAACAAGCACUGCAGGUCGCCGCCGGCGGUGAGCAAACCCCAGUGAGCACCCAAACUCCUGGAGCAACGCACAAUUACAAUUACUACGUGGGUCACCCGGUGAGCCCUGAGAAGACGCUACAACCAGCACAGCCAGAGCCAGCUCCGUCUCCGCCGCCUGCUGACAGAAAGAGACCAAGCUUGCUGGCCAGAUGGUAA